Vigna angularis (adzuki bean) is the source of this 1125-nucleotide messenger RNA. RefSeq lists its product as uncharacterized. Gene Ontology annotation, biological process: lipid metabolic process. The coding region runs from base 1 to 1125 and encodes 374 amino acids. Lineage: Eukaryota; Viridiplantae; Streptophyta; Magnoliopsida; Fabales; Fabaceae. The transcript is spliced from 5 exons. The record is from RefSeq and is a predicted model, not a curated record.
AUGAAUUUUGCAUUUCAGAUUCUGAAGCCUGCUUUCACGGUUAUACGUGAUAAAGAAUCAGAAUGUUUACUCGUGUUCAUCCGUGGGACUCGUUGCAUUAAAGACAUUCUCACAUAUGCACUGUGUGCUCCUGUCUCUUUCAAUCACAACAUGGUUUCAGGACAUGCACACCGUGGUAUGGAUGCUGCAGCUUCUUGGAUUGGAGAUCUUUGCAUUCCUGUACUACUUAAAGCUCUUCAUCAAUACCCCCACUUCAAAAUCAAGAUCGUGGGACACUCGCUAGGUGGUGGUACUGCUGCACUGUUGACUUAUAAGCUUAGAGAAAUUCAACAAUUGUCUUCAACAACUUGUGUAACAUUUGGCCCAGCUCCCUGUAUGACCUUGGAGUUGGCUGAGUUCGGAAAAUCCUUUAUCACUUCCAUUGUAAAUGGUUCUGACAUAGUGCCAACACUGUCAGCUUCUUCUGUUCAUGAUUUCAUUGCUGAGGGUCGGAAUAAGGAUAAAAACAUCUUAAGCGCUGCUGGAACUGGCAUAUCUUUUGCCAAUACCAUUGCAGAACAUGCAGUAAACUAUUGCACCGAGGUUGUGAAGAAGCAUAAACACUCAUUGCUACCGUGGUCCCAACGUAAGAACAUUAAUACAUUGUCAGAUAACUUGGGUGAAGCUUCUGGAUCAUAUGGGACAAGUUUUGAACCCUUUUUCAGUGAAGAACACUUACUCAUAGAAUAUAUUGAUGAUGAUGAAUACGAUUCUUCCAGUGAAGGAUCUGACAAUGAUGACUCAGAUGACGAUGAAGAGAAAUUGUUGAAUCAAAUGGGGAAUCUUGAAUUGGGAAAACAUGCUAAGGAGAAAGAUAUCACUGAAGAAGACAGUGUUAGUCAAGAUACAACAUCAGCUAGGCGACGUCUUUAUCCACCAGGCAGGAUCAUGCAUAUCACUUCACAGAUGUCUGAAGAUUCGAACUCAAACCACAGUGAUGCUGAUGACAAACAUGUCUUCUUAUAUCAAACGCCUACACAGCUGUAUGGAAAACUCAGAUUUUCAAGAGGGAUGAUAGAUGAUCAUCCCACGAAAAAGUAUCUGAAGAAGUUACUACAAUUAAUCAAUAAACUAGAGAAAAAGUGA